AUGCCUUCCCGCUCACACGCCGAUCUCCUCUCCCUCAUUUCCCCCCCACCUCCCCCCCAAUCUCCCCGGCUCCCCCGAGUCCUGAACCUCCCCGGCGUCCUCUCCGACUCCGAAACCGAUCCCUCAUCCCCCUCAUCUCCCGCCCAGCGCCGCAUCAUCGUCACCAAUCACCUCCCCCUCCAAACCCGCCGUCACCCCUCCGGCGACCUCUCUUUCUCCUGGGACACCGACGCCCUCUGCUUCCACCUCCGCACCGGCCUCCCCUCCUCCACCUCCAUCAUCCACGUCGGCACUCUCCGCGCCGAUAUCGACCCCUCCGAACACGAUUCUGUAGCCCAUCAUCUCUUCGAGGAAUUCAAGUGCGUUCCCGUCUUCCUCCCCCCUGAUCUCCACCAACGAUUCUACCACGGUUUCUGCAAACACUAUCUCUGGCCUCUGCUGCACUACCUCCUCCCCCUCUCCCCUGCCUCCCUCGCCGGAAUUCAAUUCGACCGCCGCCUCUGGCUCGCCUAUCUCUCCGCCAACAAGCUCUUCGCCGACCGCAUCACGGAAAUCCUCUCUUCCGACCAUGAUUUCGUAUGGGCUCACGAUUACCACCUCCUCGCGCUCCCCACUUUUCUCCGCAAACGCUUCCCGCGCAUAAAGCUCGGAUUUUUCUUCCAUUCCCCUUUCCCUUCCUCCGAAAUCUUCCGCACCUUACCGGUUCGAGAAGAGCUCCUCCGUGCUCUCCUCAACGCCGACCUCCUCGGCUUCCAUACCUACGAUUACGCCCGCCAUUUUCUCUCCUGCUGCUCUCGGCUCCUCGGCCUCGACUACGAGUCCAAGCGAGGAUAUAUUAGGCUGGAUUAUUACGGCCGAACAGUGACGGUCAAGAUUCUUCACGUUGGCGUCGACAUGGGACAACUCGAAGCGACGCUUAACUGCACCGAAACCAAAUCAAAGGUAACGGAUUUGAUGAACAGGUUCAAAGAUAAGAUCUUGCUUCUCGGUCGUGAUGAUAUGGAUAUAUUCAAAGGCAUCAGCUUGAAGUUUUUGGCAAUGGAGCAGCUACUGGAGGAACAUCCUAAGCUCCGCGGCCGAGCUGUACUGAUUCAGAUUGCAAACCCACCUAGAAGCCAGGGGAAGGAUAUUCAAGAGAUGCAGGAAGAAGCCCAUUCUAUCGCUAAAAGAAUCAAUGAAAAAUUCGGGUCUCCCGAUUACUCCCCCAUUGUAUUGCUCGAUGGCGGCUCCCUGCAAACCUAUGAGAAGAUUGCUUACUACGCCAUUGCUGAAUGCUGCGUCGUCAAUCCUGUUAGGGAUGGAAUGAAUCUGGUUCCUUAUGAGUACACAGUCUGCCGUCAGGGCAGCGAUGCAUUAGAAGGUCUGCCUAAGAAGAGCAUGAUUGUAGUAUCAGAGUUCAUCGGCUGCUCUCCAUCCUUAAGUGGAGCUAUUAGGGUUAAUCCUUGGAAUAUCGAAGCCAUGGCAGACGCAAUGAACCUCGCAAUCUCGUUGCCAGAGGAUGAGAAGCAGCUGAGACAUGAGAAGCACUACAAGUACGUGAGUUCCCAUGACAUUGCUUAUUGGGCGAGGUCUUUUGAUCAGGAUUUGCAGAAGUCAUGCAAGGAUCAUUUCAUGAAAAGGUGUUGGGGGAUCGGAUUCGGAUUGAACUUUAGGGUUGUUGCGUUGGGGCCGAACUUCAGGAAGCUUUCAGUGGAGCAUAUUGUUCCUGCUUAUAGGAGGACGAGGAGCAGGCUGAUACUGUUGGACUAUGAUGGGACGAUGAUGCCGAAUAGCUCCAUUGUUAAAACUCCGAGCAAGGAGGUUAUAGAGAUUCUGAAUGAUUUGUGUUCGGAUGAGAAAAAUGUGGUUUUUUUGGUUAGCGGUAGGGGGAAAGAUUCAUUAAGCAAGUGGUUUGAUGCUUGUGAGAAGUUAGGGAUCUCAGCUGAGCAUGGAUACUUCACAAGGUGGAACAGAGAUUCGCCAUGGGAGUCCUGUGAGUUAGCUUCGGAGUUUGAGUGGAAGAGAAUUGCAGAGCCAGUUAUGAGGCUAUAUACAGAAACGACAGAUGGGUCAUAUAUUGAGGAGAAGGAGAGCGCCAUUGUGUGGCAUCAUCAAGAUGCUGAUCCAGAUUUUGGAUCAUGCCAGGCAAAAGAACUGCUAGAUCACCUUGAGAAUGUGCUUGCUAAUGAGCCUGUAGUUGUCAACAGAGGCAAAUAUAUUGUAGAGGUGAAACCCCAGGGCAUAAGCAAGGGAAUAGUGGCAAGAAAUCUCAUCUCGACCAUGACGGAUCGAAAGAAACCGCCGGACUUUGUCCUCUGCAUCGGAGACGAUCGAUCGGACGAAGACAUGUUCGAGACCUUCAUGGAGUCUCCUAAGAAACCUUCCUUCCCUGUAAUCUCUGAGGUCUUUGCAUGCACGGUUGGGAACAAGCCGAGCAAGGCAAAAUACUACCUUGAUGACACGGCCGAAGUCAUUAAAUUGCUUAAAUUGCUUCAAGGUCGUAUGACUCCUUUUUCACAGCCGCAGAGAACAGCUCCAAAUCUUCAUCUUCUGUUUGAAGGUUCUCUAAUGUCGGAUCAACUUUAGAGGAUUUAAAUUAAGUUUGAUGAUUAUACAUAUGCAUAUAUAGACACACCAAUGCCCUCAUUUUUACAUGAAAAUUGUAGAUUUAUAGUUUUAAUUGAAUGAAUCAAAUCUAUUUCUUGUAUUUAACAGAAAUU
Molecule: messenger RNA, 2699 nt
Organism: Phalaenopsis equestris
Lineage: Eukaryota; Viridiplantae; Streptophyta; Magnoliopsida; Asparagales; Orchidaceae
Product: alpha,alpha-trehalose-phosphate synthase [UDP-forming] 5-like
Exons: 3
Coding region: 1-2565 (854 amino acids)
Biological process (GO): trehalose biosynthetic process
Cellular component (GO): cytosol
Molecular function (GO): catalytic activity
Source: RefSeq, a predicted model, not a curated record